This is a messenger RNA of Physcomitrium patens, 4200 nucleotides long. Its product is annotated as DNA topoisomerase 1 beta. Lineage: Eukaryota; Viridiplantae; Streptophyta; Bryopsida; Funariales; Funariaceae. Gene Ontology annotation, biological process: DNA replication; DNA topological change; chromosome segregation. Gene Ontology annotation, molecular function: DNA binding; DNA topoisomerase type I (single strand cut, ATP-independent) activity. The record is from RefSeq and is a predicted model, not a curated record. Gene Ontology annotation, cellular component: nucleolus; chromosome.
GUGGCGAUGGUGGGGAUGGUGGGUGUUGGGUCAAGCGUUGAAUCCCGCGACCAGCGCCGUAGCUAACUAGAGGGGAUGAUGCGCCUCUGUUGAUUGCACCCAGCCAUCGACGUUUUCUUAAGAGCGGAGGAGCAGGAAAGCUCGGAUUUUAUAUAUAGGGUGGGCAGCAACGUUGCUUCCGUAAGGGGGACGGGACGAAGCACGUGGUCCGCAUUCAAACAAAAAGACGUAGAAGAGGAAGGCGUCGACGACGACGAGGGCAACGAAGAAGAAGAAGGAGGAGGAAGAGGAAGAAGAGGGGAAGAAAAGCCUCGGAGCCUUUCACCGCCUUUUCGCCCUCGCGACUCUUCUUCUGGCCCAUUUUCCCCUUCUUUCCCUUCAUCUCCCGUGUUUCCCUUGCCCAUGCAUCGCCAUCACGUCCCCACAUUCCAGACUUCACAUACAUCCAAACGCCGCCUUGUGGGAUGUAGCGCUCGGGUGGGCAACUUGAGGCUGACUGACAGACGCUGUUUUGGAAUCGUUCACGACGUUGUAGCGUCAAUCACUCGUCGUUCUGCCAUAGCUUAGCAGCGACGCUGUGUGCUUGGUGGAGGGUGGAGUUGAGUUGUAUUGUGAUUUGUAGGUUCGUGGUUGGGGUUGCGGGGAAGGGGAAAGAGCGCGAGAGAGUGACAAAGAGGGAGGGUGUGUUUGAGAGAGAGCGAGAGUGAGAAAGGGGGGGGGGGUGUUGUAUAUGUGUGUGAGUGAGAGUGAGAGCGAUAGGGAGGGAGCGGAAGAGUGUGGCGUUGUGUUGUGAUUGUGAGUUGAGUUAGUGUGAUUUGGAGGUAGUUUGGAGCUCGUGUGCGAUUCUUAGGGUUUCGGCGGGUUGGGUUUUGGGGUAUCUCAGCGGGAGGGUUCAAUUUUGAGGAUGCUGGGCGUGGCGGGCGGGGUGCAUUUGUUGUGAGUAGUGUAGUGGUGGAAGCGCUGGCAAAAUUUCGGGUUGUUGGGAGUUGGGGAAUUAGGGUAGUUGUGGGCGAGAGGGAUGAAGAGGAGGGCCCAUUUUUCGAUGGUGGAGGGUUGUGCGGUUGGGAUUACCUCGAGAUUUGACUGGGUGGAGAGCUAGUGUGAAUGUUCUGUGAGAAGGUUUGGGUCAUUGGAAAUUUUAAGAUUUUGCGAAGGUUCUUGGGGUCCGUUUUCGAUGUUGUAUGUUGUAGGCGGGAGCCGCAGUUUUAUGAAGAGGCAUUGAAACGAGGAGCAGGGAUUGAGAGGGAGUGAACUGCGACCAUUUUGUGAGAUGGGAGAAGAUGACAAGAUGCAAGCGAUGAAACGGCAGAGGCUGGAGGAUGGGCAGAAUGGCGCAAGCACAGCCGGAAGCUCCAAGUCUGGAAGUGGAGGACGGACCAAAGAUGGCUCUUCUAGAGAAGGUGAUCAUCGGACAUUUGAGCGUCGUAAGAGUGGAUUAGCGGCAAAACCUCCGGCUAGGAAGUUUGUUAUGGACGAUGAUGAUUCGGACGAUGAUAUGCCACUGGCUAGUCGAUUGCCCGUUACUGCGAAAGGCAAAGUUGUCAAGGGGUCUCCUAUCGCGAAAAGUGGGAAGGAUAUUUCUGCUUCCAUCAAGGAUGAAAGAGGGUCAGACAAGGCUAAGGCUCCGGAACCGAAGCAGCCGAUACAUUAUGAAUCCGACGAUGACGACAAACCUCUUGCUCAUCACGUCCAAAGAAAACCAACUGCGAGCAUUGUAGAUGAUGAUUCGGAUGACGACAAGCCGCUGGCAACGCGCUUGCCUUCUGGUGUGAAGACUUAUCAACGAAAGGAUUCGCUGCCGAAGACGGUUCCAGGAGUCAAGCAGGAAUCAUCGCCGCAGAGUAAGCCUUCUACUCCCUCAUCUGUGAAAACGCCUAAAAUCUCUUCCACCAUGCCAUCCUCUGGAAAGUCCGAUAGCAAGAUGGAAGUUGAUGGAGACGAUGAUGAGGACGACGACAUCCCUCUUGCUCAGCGAAUGUCCUCCUCAACCAGUAUCAUCAAGAAGGUCGUUCAGCAAAAGGCUAAAGCGUCUUCUAGUACGGGGUCUACUGCAAUAGCGGCGAGAAAGCUUUUAGAGAAGAAAAAAGCCAAGAGAUUGCAGCUUCAGAUGAUGGUGACUAAGAAGAAGGUGAUCACGAAAACCACCACCAAGAGCAAAAAGGUGGAGCCUGUAAGUGGCGAUGGGGUCAAGUGGACAACUUUGGAACACAAUGGUGUGAUCUUUCCUCCUCCGUAUGAGCCUCAUGGCGUGAAGAUGCUUUACGACGGAAAGCCGGUGGAUCUCACACCCGCGCAAGAGGAAAUUGCAACCAUGUUUGCCGUGAUGUUAGAGACUGAUUAUGCGAAAAAGGAAAGGUUUAUCAAAAACUUUUGGGAUGAUUGGAAGCCGUAUUUGGGGAAAAAUCAUGUGAUUAAGAAGUUCGAGCUUUGUGAUUUCACUCCCAUCUUUGACUGGCAUGCGAGGGAGAAGGAGCGAAAGAAGAGCAUGUCGACAGAGGAGAAGAAAAGGUUGAAAGAAGAGAAGCUUGCUGUGGAGGAAAAGUACAUGUGGGCGGUUGUUGAUGGCGUAAAGGAGAAAGUCGGCAACUUCAGGGUGGAGCCUCCUGGGCUGUUCCGUGGCCGUGGAGAUCAUCCCAAGAUGGGGAAGCUGAAGACGAGAAUCUUGCCGCAUGACAUUGUGAUCAAUAUUGGGAAAGACGCAGCUGUACCUGAGUGUCCAAUCCCUGGGCAGAGGUGGAAGGAAAUUCGGCAUGAUAAUACUGUGACGUGGCUUGCCUACUGGAAGGACCCAAUCAACGACAAAGAGUUUAAGUAUGUGUUUUUAGCUGCUAGCAGCAGCUUGAAGGGUCAAAGUGACAUGCAAAAGUAUGAGAAGGCACGUAUGCUCAAAGACUACAUUGAUGACAUUCGAAGGACGUACACACAUGAUUUCUCGUCUUCAGACCCUACUAAGCAGCAGAUUGCUGUAGCGACGUAUCUUAUUGAUCGACUUGCCCUUCGUGCUGGUAAUGAGAAGGACGAAGAUGAGGCCGACACUGUAGGUUGCUGCUCUCUCAAAGUAGAACACGUCACUCUGGUUGCACCAAAGUCACUCCAAUUUGACUUUCUGGGAAAAGAUUCAAUUCGGUAUUUCAACACAGUGGAGGUUGAUGAGCGGGUGUACAAGGCUAUUGGCCAGUUCAAGAAGGGAAAGAAAGAGGGAGAUGAUCUGUUUGAGAGACUGGACACCACGAAGCUGAAUUUGCACUUGAAGGGGAUAAUGCCUAGUCUCACUGCCAAGGUUUUCCGUACAUACAAUGCUUCCAUUACUCUUGACAACCUGCUGCAGGAUACCACCGGGGAGACCACGAUUGAAAUCAUUGCAGAUUAUCAGCGUGCUAAUAAGCAGGUUGCCAUUCUGUGUAAUCAUCAACGGUCUGUGUCGAAAGGCCACAGUGCUCAAAUGGAGAGAUUGGAAGGCAAGAUGCAGGAGUUGGAGGAGCAGCUGGAAGAGCUGGAGACGGAUCUGGACAGGGCAAAGAAAGGUAAGCCUCCUUUGAAAGAUUCUGAGGGGAAGGUUAAGAGAAAUCAGACCCCGGAGGCUCUUGAAAAGAAGAUUGCAGCUACAAAACAAAAGAUAGACAAGAUGAGACUAGAUAUGAGGGUGAAGGAUGAUCUCAAGACUGUGGCUCUGGGCACCUCUAAGAUCAAUUAUAUGGAUCCUCGUAUUACUGUUGCUUGGUGCAAGCGUCAUGAGGUACCCAUUGAGAAAAUUUUUAACAAGUCUUUGCUUUCCAAGUUUGCAUGGGCUAUGGAGGUUGAGCCAGACUUUCGAUUUUAAGACGAUUUGAUGUAAUUUUGUGAGAUGUAGUAAGCUGGACAUAAAAGGCCGUGUCGAUAGCGUAGGUGUGCAUUAAAGGGAGCAUAAGUAGUGCGGAGGCAGUGCCUUGUCCAGCUCGUGUUCCAUUAAUAGCCUAGUGGAGAAAUAGGAAGACCAUGGGUGGUUGUAUUGGUGGGGUUCAAGUUACAUUCUGAGACCGCAGGCUUGGCCUUGAACAGAAAACUGAGUGAUUUUCCAGACAUCCCAAAGAAGGGAGCAGAGAACGGGGGUGGGUAUGAAAGUGGCCCGCAUUCAUACCUCAAAGCAAAACAACCAUGUCAUGAAGGGCUGUUCAUUGAAAUUCUAGAAUUUUUUCCUCUCGAUUUGUCCUAACAGAGCAA